Syzygium oleosum is the source of this 1719-nucleotide messenger RNA. Its product is annotated as polyol transporter 5-like. Gene Ontology annotation, biological process: transmembrane transport. Bases 16 to 1041 code for a protein of 341 amino acids. Lineage: Eukaryota; Viridiplantae; Streptophyta; Magnoliopsida; Myrtales; Myrtaceae. Gene Ontology annotation, molecular function: carbohydrate transmembrane transporter activity. Gene Ontology annotation, cellular component: membrane. The transcript has 3 exons. The record is from RefSeq and is a predicted model, not a curated record.
UUGAACUUAUUUCGGAUGUUCAUCAGCAUUGGCAACCAGGUGGCCAAUCUAACCAGCUAUUACUUCUCCAAACACCGCCCCAGCCGCGGGUGGCGUUGGAUGCUUGCCACGGGAGCCGUCCCCUCGGUGCUGCUUGUUUUUGGAAUUUUUGCCUUGCCGGAAUCUCCCCAGUGGCUCGUCAUGCGAGGUCGCUUGCGCGACGCCAAGCGCAUCCUCGCCAAGACCUCCAGGUCGGAGGAGGAGGCCGCGCUCCGGUUUGCCGACAUCAAGAAGGCUGCCGGAAUACCUGAAGAGUUCGACGACGACGUCUACACGAUCGCCGACCAGGACACCGGAGUAUGGCGAGAUAUACUCCACCCGACCUGGUCUAUGGUCCAUAUGCUACUAUGUGCUGUUGGAAUCCAGGUCGUCCAACAGGCAUGUGGCAUGGACACCUUGGCGCUCUUUAGCCCAAAGGUUUUGGAGACUGUUGGCAUCACCACGUCUGUCGGGAAGCUUCUUGCAAAUAUGGUGCUUGACAUAGCCAAGAUAUUGGUCUUUCUCCUUGCCAGCUACCUCGCUGAUUGGGUCGGGCGGCGGCCACUGUUGCUGAGCAGCAUGGGCGGCGUGUUCUUGUCGCUCAUGUUUGUCGGACUGUUCCUCACCUUGAAGGUCUCGUGGGCAGUGGAAGUCUCGGCGAUUCUUUACGUCAUCUUCUUCUCGAUCGGGCUGGGACCAAUCACGGACGUGUAUUGCACGGAGAUCAUCCCAUUGAGGAUGCGUGCGCAGGUUUACACAAUCGGCCUUGGCGUUAAACAGGGGGUGAGCGUAAUAUUAUCAUAUACGUACUUGUUGAUGUUCAAGGCGAUCAAGCUCGGUGGGGCUGCCUUUUUGUUCGGGGGGUUCGCCAUUGUCAGUUGUGUCCUAUUUUAUAUCCUAAUGCCCGAGACGAGGGGGAAAACGUUGGACGAGAUCGGACAGCUGUUUGGUAGGUUGAGGAGGACCGCGGCGGCAAAUGAUGUGGAGCUGCAAAGGACGGAGGCUGCGGUGAGCAGCGAAUAAGGAAGUAUUACAUGAAAAGAGCAAAUAAAUGGAAUAAGGUUAAAACUGUGGCGCCGACGCAGAAAAUAAAUCCGACCAGCGUGGGGGUCGAUGAUCCUUUUAAAGUGAGAAGGCAGAUGAGCAUAAGAUUGAUAUAAUAUCGGAGGAAGCUUGUUUUAGAUAAGAGAAAGAAUGUAGAUGACGAGAAUGGCAAGGAUGGAAAAUAAAAUUCAGAAGGUACUGUCGACGCUAAACUUACCAGCAAGGCUUUAGUCUGGGCCUCCAAUGUCUUACCAGUUGAUGACAUUGUCUCGGAAAGAUGAUGAUUAAGCUUGAGGUUUUAAGCAAUCAGAAGAGAAUGAAUGACAAUAUCAAAUCUACUAAGCGCAGCCCCACCACCUCUAGUUUGGAGUGUAAACUUGAUGAGCUGCGAAAGGAAAUCUCUUCUAUUCAUGGGGGAGUAUUACCCCAGUCGGUCUUGACAAAAGUAUGAUUAGCGCCAGAAAACCCAGCUCAAUAGCAGAGGUUUAUGGAAUGCUGAUGGGUUGAUCUAUGUAUGAGGGCAUGCUAAUGAAAACAAGCAUCCUUUUUCCCUAACUAGAGCUGGAUUGGUUGGUAGCCAAAGGUAGGCAGCUACUUGGACUGCCGAUAACCUUUCAAACUGGGAGCACCUGCACAUGAGCAUCUCGAUGGUACUUC